Molecule: messenger RNA, 906 nt
Organism: Ruditapes philippinarum (Manila clam)
Lineage: Eukaryota; Metazoa; Mollusca; Bivalvia; Venerida; Veneridae
Product: cathepsin L-like
Exons: 5
Coding region: 181-891 (236 amino acids)
Biological process (GO): immune response
Cellular component (GO): lysosome
Molecular function (GO): cysteine-type endopeptidase activity
Source: RefSeq, a predicted model, not a curated record
GUAGAACUAAUAUUGUCCUUUUCUGUCAUUAAUAGUCCUUAGUGGCUUUUACGGUAAAUAAAGUAAGAACCAGCCUUCGAUGACGUAAUUGUGGUCACAUGAGCAGUCUUGUGACUUGAAUCAUACAGCAUAAAGAAUUUGUUUUGCACGGACCUCAGAUAUAUAUUAAACAGAAGAAAGAUGAAGUUGUUGUUAUGUUUCGCUGCUUUGCUGUCGUGCGCGAUGGCAAUGUCAAUGGAGCUUUUGACUCAAGCUCGACAUCUCCAGACCGAUGUAGACGCGGGUAGAUCAAUGGAACACUUGUUUUCAACUUUUAAACAAGUUCACAAACGUAAAUAUGAAAAUGAUGCAGAAGAGAAUAUGAGAAGUAAAAUUUUUGAGAUUAAUGUCAACCACAUUAGAGAACAUAACAUCAGAUAUGCCAAGGGAGAAAAAUCUUACUAUCUUGGUGUAAACCAGUUCACUGACAUGACUCAUAGAGAGUUCCUGAAGUUGUAUACAGGGCACAUCAAAGCUGUAAAUGGGUCUAUAACCAAACCAUCAACUUACCUGACCCCGUCCAACAUUCUUCUACCAGAGAAGGUUGACUGGAGGGAGAAAGGAUAUGUAACCGAGGUCAAAAACCAAGGACAGUGUGGCUCUUGUUGGUCAUUCAGUACUACUGGUUCCCUUGAAGGACAGACUUUUGCCAAGAAAGGUAAAUUGAUAUCUCUUAGUGAGCAGCAACUUGUGGACUGUUCUGGUUCAUACGGGAACCAGGGAUGCAAUGGCGGUCUUAUGGAUCAAGCUUUCGAGUAUAUUAAAGCUGUCGGAGGUAUUGAAAGUGAACAGGACUACCCAUAUGUUGCUGAGGUUUGUUUUUUAGCUCGACUAUUAGAUAAGAAUAAGUAGAGCUAUUGUAGUCAC